GUCACCCUGCGAUGUUCGCGCGAUGAAGUUCUCUCAGCUUCAACGCUCACAUCAGAGUCUGCAGGCAGCGGGACGAACUGUGAUCUCUUUCACUUCGCGCUGAUGCGGACUCGCCUAUAAAAAACGCGGAAACUGAGGAGCUGCGCCACAGAGGAGCGUUGAGGGGACAGAAGAAUACAUCAUAUCUGCAGAAGACAAGAAGAUCAUGAGCAGUUCUUCUCAGACUCCGUCCGAACUGGAGGCCCUGGAGUGUCACUUCACCUGGGUCAAGGAAUUCACUAGAUCCAAGCUGUUACACAUGAAGGUCAAGCUUGAGGACAUUGGGACAGAUGAGGGAAAUUUUUGGUUGGGUUCUAUUUACAACAUGUGGGGGUUGGUUCUCUACAAGCUGGACUCUAGUGAAGAAGCCCUUCAGUUCCUCAACAAGGCCACAGAAACCUUAAAGCGGCUGAGGGAGGAAGAUGAGGGUCCCUGGUUGGUGGUGAACUACGGGAAUCUGGCCUGGCUGCACCAUCAUCUUGGAGAAGAGGCAAAGUGUCAGGACUGCUUGUCAAAGGUUCGAGCUCUCAAAAGUAAAUUCCCAUCUCCAUCCCAGGACGAGCUCCAUCCAGAGAUCUACGCAGAGAAAGCCUGGACUCUGAUGAAGUUAGGUAAAAAGAACAAGGAGCUGGCUGCAGAUUACUUUCAGAGAGCCUUCAACAUGCAGCCAGACAUGGUGCAGUGGCAGUCCAGCCGUGUCAUUUCUCUGGCCAGUGCUGCUAAGCACCGGGACACAGACCUGAGUGAUGACCUCUUGCAGGAAAUAAGAACAGCCCGAGAGCAGGAUCCAGAGAAUCUGUAUGUGGCUGCUGUGGAGCUCAAAGAAAGAAACAGAAAAGGAGAAUCAGUGGGAGAUGAGGCAGAGACGCUGGGCCAGAAGAUCCUCCUGCAACCUGUCAGCAGCUACAGUGGCCUGAAGCCUCUCCUGAGACUGCACAGGCAGCAGGGCUCGCUGGAUGAGGCCAUCGUUCUGACAGAGGAGGCCUUGCAGCAACAUCCCAACGAGCGCUACCUGAAGAGAUGCGCCGCACUCUGCUACAAAUGGAAACUGUUCAGCUUAGGAGGUGUUCGGGCAGACCAACGUACAAUUGAGAGAGCCAUUCAGCUGCAUGAGGAGGUGAUCGAUCUCUACCCAGACACAUCAUUUGCUAAGGAGAUUGACCUGGCAGAUAUUCAGGCUAAGUCAAGUCAGGGCCGUACCAAAGCAAAUCAGAUGUACCAAGAGCUGCUGGCAAGAAGAGACCUGGAUUCUGGAGACAAACAGCUGCUCUACUACAGCUACGCCAGAUACCUCAACUUCGAGUGUCAUGACAGGAACAAGUCCAUUCGGUACAACAUGAUGGCAGCAGAGAUUCCUAACAGGAGUUUCUAUGGGAAACUAAGCAUCAAAGCACUCAAGAAAAUAUGCGAGAGAGGAAGAAGCGGGAUGUGCAGGGAAAUCAGGGAGUUCCUGGAGAACCUGCCAGAUGAUGAUUCUGACUGAGCUUUUACCCAACUAACCCUGACUCCAGUUUGCAGACCGAGGCCAGGUUGAGGCAUGCCUUGGUCUGACGCUGCAGUCAGGGGCUUCUCGUUUUACCAACAUAGGCUUCAUAUCUAAACCUUUGAAGAUGCUUUACCUUUUCAUUUAUGUGGGGAAUUAUUUGUAUUUCCAUUCUUUUAGCAGCUGCUGGUUGAGAAGUAGAAAUGUAAAACAGGAAAUUAAAUUUGAUUGUAAGUUAUAUUCUUGUGACUUGAUCAAAGAUCUGCAUUACUUGUCCUUUCAAUAACAUUGUCAAAUGACAUGAUUCUGUUGUAUAACUCCAUAACUCACAAAUUAUUCUUUAAUAAACAUUUAAUCAACAAAA
Messenger RNA from Oryzias melastigma (Indian medaka), 1886 nucleotides. Its product is annotated as interferon-induced protein with tetratricopeptide repeats 1. The coding region runs from base 206 to 1522 and encodes 438 amino acids. Gene Ontology annotation, cellular component: cytosol. The record is from RefSeq and is a predicted model, not a curated record. Lineage: Eukaryota; Metazoa; Chordata; Actinopteri; Beloniformes; Adrianichthyidae. Gene Ontology annotation, biological process: defense response to virus. Gene Ontology annotation, molecular function: protein binding. The transcript has 2 exons.